AUGGCGGUCAAUUCUCAACAAUUUGGCACAAGACUUGACCCUCCAUCUAAUCAUGUUAAUGAGGUAAAUAUCUCCUCCAUUGAACAACAAAUUACGAGUCUAACUUCUCCUGUUCAUCAAAUGGCUAUAGGUAAUAUGCAAACAGUGAAGGCUUUUGGGAUUUGUUCGGUAGUGGGGCAUCCAACUGAUAUGUGCCCAACUCUUCAAGAGGAACCCAUUGAGCAAGUGAAUGCAGUAGGUGAUUUUCCUGGACAACCGCAAAGGAAGUAUGAUCCAUAUUCAAGCAUGUAUAACCCGGGAUGGAGGGAUCACCUCAAUCUUAGCUAUGGGAAUCCACAAGAGACAAAACAAUUUCAACAAGAGGUGAGGGCCAAUAUUCAAAGUUUGGAAAAUCAGAUGGGCCAGAUGGCAACUACAAUUAGUUGGCUAGAGGUGCAAAGUUCGGGGAAAUUACCCUCUCAAAUGGUAGUAAUUUCAAGAGAAAAUGCAAUUGCAAUCAUUUUGAGAAGUGGUAAAGAGGUUGAGACUCCAAUAAAGGCAGCCCCUGCAUCGUCGAAGCAAGAAAAGGAGAAAAACGUCGUUACAGACAAGGACGUUCCCAAUGAUGAUGAGGUACCUAAGCGUAAGUUUAUGCCUCUUUCUGAUUAUAAUCUAGUACCUCCUUUUCCUCAAGCUUUAGCAGAAUCUAGAAAAAAUGAGAAAAAUAAAGAUUUAUAUGAGACUUUUCGUAGAUGCAAGGCAAAUAUUCCACUUUUAGAUGCCAUUAAACGAGUGCCUCAUUAUGCUAAAUUCCUGAAAGAACUGUGUACAAUUAAGAGGAAACAAAAACUUAAAGGAUGUGAGAAUGUGCGAGUAGGGGAGAAUGUUUCUGCAGUUAUUCAAAGAAAACUCCCUGCAAAGUGCAAUGGUCCAGAUAUGUUUACUAUCCCUUGUACAAUAGGUAACACUCAACUUGAGAAGGCCAUGUUAGAUUUAGGAGCUUCUAUCAAUGUCAUGCCAUAUUCUAUAUAUGUUUCUUUGAAACUUGGACCUUUAAAUAAAACUGGUGUUAUGAUUCAAUUGACUGAUAGAUCUAUUGCCUAUCCUAAGGGUGUAGUUGAGGAUGUUCUUGUGCAAGUUAAUGAUUUGGUUUUCCCUGUUGAUUUCUAUGUGCUUGAUAUGGAGAAUGGUGAUCAAACUACUCCUAUUUUGUUAGGAAGACCAUUCUUAAAGACAUCCAAGACUAAGAUAGAUGUUCAUAGUCGCACACUUACCAUGGAAUUUGAUAGUGAAAUUGUUAAGUUUAAUAUUUAUGAUGCCAUGAAAUAUCCUAAUGAUGAUAAUCUUGUUUAUUCUAUUGAUGUGAUUGAUUCUUUAGCACAGGAAGUUUUUGAACUUGAUGAAAAAGAUGGAAUGGAAGUUGCCAUUAGUAAGCAUCUUGAGAAAGAGAAUAAGUUAGCCUUGAGUACUAAUUUGCAGGAAACUAUUGUAGCAUUGAAUGAUUUUCUGAAGUUACAGCAGUCAGGUAAUGUUCCUUAUAUUGCAUUACUAGUUUCUAAUGAGAGGCCUUUACCCUCUGUUUUGCAGGCCCCCAUUCCAGAUUUGAAUCCCUUCCCCCAUAGGAAGUUACGCUUGGAUGAUGCCUUGUGGGCGUAUAGGACUGCAUAUAAGACACCCAUUGGCAAGUUAUGUUCUCAUUGGAUUGGACCUUUUGUUGUUACUAAUGUUUUUCCCCAUGGUGCAGUUGAAAUUCAAAAUUUAGCAACUUCCAAAGUGUUCAAGGUGAAUGGCCAUAGACUUAAGCCUUUCUAUGAAGGUUUACAAGUAAUGAAUGUGGCGAAAUUGGAUCUUGAGGAUCUGAUUUAUACUGAUUGA
Messenger RNA from Quercus lobata, 1854 nucleotides. RefSeq lists its product as uncharacterized. The record is from RefSeq and is a predicted model, not a curated record. The coding region runs from base 1 to 1854 and encodes 617 amino acids. NCBI's taxonomy places the organism in Eukaryota, Viridiplantae, Streptophyta, Magnoliopsida, Fagales, Fagaceae. The transcript has 3 exons.